AUGAAGCCAGGAUUGUCUUCUUUGAAUCCCUAUGCAGCAGCAUACAUUCCACUCUCCAAAAGGGAGACGGAUGAUAGAAUGUAUGUGGCGACGAAAGAUUCUAGCCGCAGCAAUGAGGCAGUCUGGUUUGGGACCCCACAGAAUAAUUCCCAGAAUCAACAGCAUAGCAAAUCUUAUCUUGAAUCUGAUGCCCCUGGUACUGCAAGACUCCCCAGUCCAAAGUCAUUUGCUGUAAAGAGCUACCCUGCCCAUGGUUCUUAUGGUUCAUCUUCACAGAAUGUGAAUGAAGUGACAGCACAUGAAGAUUUUGAUAUGGCUUUGGAUUAUCUUGAGAUGACAUUUCCUGGUAUAUCUGACGAGUCCCUUACUGAUGUUUAUUUGGCAAAUAAGGGUGACCUGGAUGCCACCAUUGACAUGCUGAACCAACUUGAGUUCUACACGGUUGAGUCUUCUGAAAGUCUUCCAGACACUUUGGACAUUGGAGAUGUUUCUGAAUCUGGGUUGCCAGGCAAUAGUGCAUGGAAACUGAAGAAUGUAGCAGGUGAAGCCAGCGGUUCACCCAACUCGUAG
This is a messenger RNA of Prunus armeniaca (apricot), 570 nucleotides long. Lineage: Eukaryota; Viridiplantae; Streptophyta; Magnoliopsida; Rosales; Rosaceae. The record is from the annotation of a GenBank genome assembly.